AAUUUUUCAGGAAUCAUGAAUCCUAAACUUGGAAUCGUCUUACUUUUUAUUACUUUCCUUUCUUUCUCAGCAGCUGCUACUUUAGAGAGGGUCCUUCGAACCUCUGGUACUCCUCCUCAGCCUCCAUACCACCAUCACCAGGGCUCAAGUGCUGGGGUUAAGUAUGGAAGUGGCUAUGGAUCAUAUUACCAUCCACGAGCUAAGUGUCCAAAGCUUAGUGCUCCAGUUGGUGGUAAAGUGAAUGUUACUGGUCAAUAUCUUGGACACAAAGCUAUCUAUUCCUGCAAUAAAGGAUAUGUAUUGGUUGGAUUUCACAUUCGGUUGUGCAUAGGCAAUGGAACUUGGUCUGGAAUGGCACCAAUCUGCAAACGUGUCAAUUGUGGUCCAUUGCCUCACAUUGCUAAUGGAGCUGUAUCUAUACAUCCUGAUACUAGAUUGGGUAGUACUGCUACAUACACUUGCAACAGUGGAUACAAACUAGUUGGUAAUGACACAAGGACUUGUCUAGCUAAUGGAAAAUGGUCUGGACAAGAACCAGUUUGUAGACCUGUUGACUGUGGAGACUUGGACAACCCUAUGAAUGGAUGGGUUCAUAUUUCACCUAAUACACUGUUUGGAGGUCAAGCAUUGUACAGGUGUAAACUAGGAUAUGAACUUAGCUCUGAUGUUGUAAGGACUUGCCAAGCUAGUGGCCAGUGGAGUGGCUCUGCCCCUACUUGUGACCCAAUUGACUGCGGUGAUCAACCAACUUCUGAUCCUAAUGGCCAGAUUGAGUCAACUGAAGGAACUUCUCUUGGAGAUAAAACCACUUACUCAUGUAAUACUGGAUACUUCCUUGUUGGCAGUGCUACCAUUUAUUGUCAGAAUGAUAAAACUUAUUCUGAUGAUGCUCCUACAUGUGAACCUGUUGAUUGUGGAGACUUGGAUGACCCUAAAAAUGGAUGGGUUCAUAUUUCACCUAAUACACUGUUGGGAGGUCAAGCAUUGUACAGGUGUAAACUAGGAUAUGAACUUAGCUCUGAUGUUGUAAGGACUUGCCAAGCUAGUGGCCAGUGGAGUGGCUCUGCCCCUACUUGUGACCCAAUUGAUUGUGGCCCUCAACCCGAACCUGAUCCUAAUGGUUCAAUUAAAGCCACUCAAGGAACUUCCCUCAGAAAUCAAACUGCUUAUCAAUGCAAUGCUGGAUACACACUUGAAGGAUCAGAGACUAUUUACUGUCAGAAUGACGGAACAUAUUCUGAUAAGGCUCCUACAUGUCAACGUAUUGAUUGUGGUGACCUAUCAGACAUUGCUAAUGGGGAGGUAUCAAUUGCUCCUGAUACAAUGUUAGGUAGUAAUGCUACCUACUCAUGUAAUGAUGGGUAUACACUACAAGGAGACAGUGUGAGGACAUGCCAGGCCAGUGGCCAGUGGUCAGGAUCUGAACCAACUUGUACUCCUGUUGAUUGUGGAGACUUGGAUAACCCUGAAAAUGGAUGGGUUCAUAUUUCACCCAAUACACUGUUAGGAGGUCAAGCAUUGUACAGGUGUAAACUAGGAUAUGAACUUAGCUCUGAUGUUGUAAGGACUUGCCAAGCUAGUGGCCAGUGGAGUGGCUCUGCUCCUACUUGUGACCCAAUUGACUGCGGUGAUCAACCAACUUCUGAUCCUAAUGGCCAGAUUGAGUCAACUGAAGGAACUUCUCUUGGAGAUAAAACCACUUACUCAUGUAAUACUGGAUACUUCCUUGUUGGCAGUGCUACCAUUUAUUGUCAAAAUGAUAAAACUUAUUCUGAUGAUGCUCCUACAUGUCAACCUGUUGAUUGUGGUGCCCCUGAUCCAGCAGAUCCUAAUGGUUCAAUACAUUUCACUACUACCACUCUUGGGAGCAGAGUUGUCUACAGAUGUAAUAAGUGUUUUAAUAUUGUUGGUAAAUCUGUGUCCGUUUGUCAAGCAAAUGGCCUAUACUCCAACCCAGCUCCUGUCUGCAAACCUGUUGACUGUGGUGUUCUUCCAGCACCUAAAAAUGGUGGAGUAACUUUCUAUCCAGGAACUUAUUUCACUUCAACUGCUACCUUUAGAUGUAAGAAAGGAUUUAAACUUACUGGUAGUGAAGUACGUACUUGUCAAUGUGAUGGAACAUGGUCAGGAGAAAAGACAGGCUGUCAAAAAAUCCAGUGUCCUAAACUUAAACCUCCACAGUAUGGCAGAAUUUACACCUCUGGUCAAUAUCCUGGUGAUUAUGCUGUCUACAGCUGUGGUUAUGGAUAUAGUUUGAGUGGCAAGAGCCGCAGAGUAUGUCUUCACAAUGGUCAAUGGAGCGGAUCUCCUGCUCAGUGCAAGAAAGAUGAUCAUUAUGGAGGAUACUAUGGAGGAGGAUAUGGUGGCUCAUACAAGGAGCAUGAAUAUUAACUUUUGAAACCAAUGGCACAUUGAUUGUCAAUUAUUUAUGGACAAUUUUUGCUAAUUAAAUUAUAUUAAAUAAUUGAUUCACAUUAAAUUAAUUAAUUAUCACUACACUAGUAUAACAGCUAGUAGUUUAUGGCCAUCUACAACUUUUAAAAUUUGUAAAAAAAUUCAAA
Messenger RNA from Amphimedon queenslandica, 2561 nucleotides. RefSeq names its product sushi, von Willebrand factor type A, EGF and pentraxin domain-containing protein 1-like. The transcript is spliced from 14 exons. The record is from RefSeq and is a predicted model, not a curated record. The coding region runs from base 16 to 2391 and encodes 791 amino acids. NCBI's taxonomy places the organism in Eukaryota, Metazoa, Porifera, Demospongiae, Haplosclerida, Niphatidae.